This is a messenger RNA of Macaca mulatta (Rhesus monkey), 3292 nucleotides long. Lineage: Eukaryota; Metazoa; Chordata; Mammalia; Primates; Cercopithecidae. The record is from RefSeq and is a predicted model, not a curated record.
AGCUUCCUUGAAGCUUUCUAAAACAAAUGCCUGGAGGUUGUAACUGCCUUCCUGUGAUCUCUGCUGCGAAGAUGAGCCAUUUGUUCAACGGAGAAGGCUCGCGGGCUAUUCUUUGCCAAUGUUUUUGCAAUCUUACUCUCCUAUUAUUUGGGCUGUAGAAACUUUUACAACUGACUAUAAAGCAAUUGGCAAAAUAGGAGAGGGAACGUUUUCUGAAGUUAUGAAGAUGCAAAGCCUGAGAGAUGGAAACUACUAUGCAUGUAAACAAAUGAAGCAGCGCUUUGAAAGUAUUGAGCAAGUCAACAACCUACGAGAGAUCCAAGCACUGAGGCGCCUGAAUCCGCACCCAAACAUUCUUACGUUGCAUGAAGUGGUUUUUGACAGAAAAUCUGGUUCUCUUGCACUAAUAUGUGAACUUAUGGACAUGAAUAUUUAUGAGCUAAUACGAGGGAGAAGAUACCCAUUAUCAGAAAAAAAAAUUAUGCACUAUAUGUACCAGUUAUGUAAGUCCCUUGAUCACAUUCACAGAAAUGGAAUAUUUCACAGAGAUGUAAAACCAGAAAAUAUACUAAUAAAGCAGGAUGUCCUGAAAUUAGGGGACUUUGGCUCCUGCCGGAGUGUCUAUUCCAAGCAGCCAUACACGGAAUACAUCUCCACCCGAUGGUACCGGGCCCCAGAGUGUCUCCUCACCGAUGGGUUCUACACGUACAAGAUGGACCUGUGGAGCGCCGGCUGCGUGUUCUAUGAGAUCGCCAGUCUGCAGCCCCUCUUCCCUGGAGUAAAUGAACUGGACCAAAUCUCAAAAAUCCACGAUGUCAUCGGCACACCCGCUCAGAAGACCCUCACCAAGUUCAAACAGUCGAGAGCUAUGAAUUUUGAUUUUCCUUUUAAAAGGGGAUCAGGAAUACCUCUACUGACAACCAAUUUGUCCCCACAAUGCCUCUCCCUCCUGCACGCAAUGGUGGCCUAUGAUCCCGAUGAGAGAAUCGCUGCCCACCAGGCCCUGCAGCACCCCUACUUCCAAGAACAGAGGCUUUCAACGACAAAAGAAGGACUCGAAGCUGUAAGGAAACAUGAUCCUGAAACCCUGUGCACACGUGCAGCUGCCCACAGUGGCCACAGACAGCCCCAAAAGACCGAUUUAAAAUGGAAACAAUUUCUUUGGGUGAGCAGUGGGAGCACGAUGCUGCAGAGUGAGCCGGUCGCCGUCCACACGGCCCUCGUCGACGUCCACCGCCUGAGGUCUGCCGGCUGGCACGGCUCAGGCGCAGCUGGGGCUCCUCCUCAUCACUCCCUCGAGUCCAAGUCCCGGGAGGCUGUGCGCGCAGCAGUGGGGUCGCUACACUACAGUUCCACCUGGAGAACUGGCCUGGCUUGGGGAUGACAAUGAGCCCUGCAAACAAAGCAGUCUACAUUAAUCCAGCAAAACACCGGACAGGCGACAGCCACCAUGCUCGCCCUCUGCCAGCAGCUCCAUGUGGUCAAAACUGGUGCUGUUGGUGUGGAAGCCAGUGUGGGAGCAAACCCUCCACUUCAUCUAUUUAAUUCCUAUCCAUAUCACUGCGUUCAAUUCCUAGAGAAUUGGAACCCUGCUGGGUGCAAUAUUGUGGUCUCAACACUGUCCAAGAGAAGGGCGGGCAGGGCUGGCCUUGCCCCUGGGGGAGACAGUGGUUUCUCGGCACCUGAGGGCAGGUUCUUCGGAGUUUCACUGACCCAAAGGUACAGGUGCCUCGUGGGAGGUGUUCAGCGCCUUCAGCCAGGGUUGAGCCCAGGGCCCCACAGUUCUGGACUGCACACCCAGUCCCUUGGAGCCAGGGGUUGCCUUCAAGGAUAGAGUUCAGGGACACAUUUGAAAGGGCAUUCUCUGCUGGGGGGGUUCUUGCUUUGUUGGGUGGUGCGACCAUGGCACCCUCUGGCUGCAGCUGUCCACAUGUGUAGGCCCCACAGGUAGAGACAGGAGGGCCCAGGCCGAGGUAGGGGGAGCCCCAGAACAAAGGAGUCUUGCCGUGAGGCUGCGGCUGGGUGUGGAGAACGGAUGUGGGGGCCAACCCACCAGGGCCAGCUGGAAGAAUGGGCGGGGUGCUUCUGGCUCUUCAGGGCAACUCCUGCUGAGAGGCUCACUGGGGAGGGGGAAUCUCACCCAGAUUUAGCAAGACAGGCGUGAGCUUAGGUAAACCUAAGAGGGUUUAACUUCCCACACAGCAAAGAGUACUUCCAUUUCUUUGCAUUUACUAUUGGGCGGCAGUUAAAUUACAUCAAGGCAUGGCGUUCGUUUAUGAAGAAGAACAUUAAGAUGGCGACAGUGCAACCCCAAAGGUGCACAUUUUCAGCUCUGGGAAUGCAACUCAGCCUAAGCUGUCGUGGAAGAAGGCUUCGGCUGAUGAGUACUGUUUACAAAUGACAAGCCUUUAACUCAAGCAAACAUUGCUACCUUCUCACACAUUGGACUUGCGUGGACACAGAUGAGGGUGACAAUCUGAAACUGCCCUUCAGCCUCGCCCACACGCUGCUGCAGGAAGCCGGGAAGCAGGCUGUCCCACUGGUCAUUUCAUCCCGUUUCUUCCCUUCACCUGAAAUCUGUUCACCCAGACAAGCUCAGGAGCAAACGGAACGUGGCAGCUGCCCUGCUCAGAGGCUACGGGAGCGCUUUUCCUCUGGGACCCCUGAAAAGGGACAGAACCCUGUUUGUACUUGUGGAGGACCCCGCAAAUGCCCCAUACUUCUGGCUCAAACUCAUCAAGGCUGUGGAGGUCAGCUGGGCAGCGGGUGGCUGACUGCACUUCUGCCACGGACAGUCUGGAGGAAGGAAGCCUCUAACACAGGACGCUCUGCCUUCAUCACCGCGCACACCCUAAGAAAGUACUUUCCACAAGCUACGUGGUGUCCAGGAGGUGACAAUCUCCUGAACCAAGAGGCACCUCCCUUCCCCCCAGCCACAGAAAAGUCAUCUACUCCUGGCAAGGGAGAAAGUGGUGGUGAUCCAGCCUGGGGACAGACGGAGAGGGGCCACCUCAUCUGGCAGCCACAGAGUCUCCCUCCCCUUUCACAGAGCGCCAGGUGGAGGCAAGUGCUCCAGGUAUGAGGCAGCCCUACCCACAGGAAGGUGGUGUCCUGUGAACCAAUCCUGUGUUAAGUUUAGCUUCCCAGGAGCACAUUUCACGACUUAAAAACAAGUGACAGCCAGCCCUGUGGGAGGCUAAGGUGGGGGGUUCACUUAAGCCCAGGAAUUUGAGACCAGCCUGGCUAACAUGGUGUAUUUUUUGUAUUCUACUAAAAUGGUGUAAUCUACUAA